Plasmopara halstedii is the source of this 189-nucleotide messenger RNA. RefSeq lists its product as uncharacterized. Lineage: Eukaryota; Oomycota; Peronosporomycetes; Peronosporales; Peronosporaceae. Bases 1 to 189 code for a protein of 62 amino acids. The transcript has 2 exons. The record is from RefSeq and is a predicted model, not a curated record.
AUGCAUCUCGCAAUUACCAAGCAGAAGUUCAAAAUCGCGUACGAUUGUGCAGCAUCGACAUUCAGGCGUCCAGCGGAUGCUCCGCGACGCUCAGGAGUACCGCAUGCGAUUGUCAACUACACGAUCUCGGACGGUGUGGCUACACUCGAGCAGUGGCACAACCGGACAGGACACACAUAUGUUCAGUAG